Scomber japonicus (chub mackerel) is the source of this 905-nucleotide messenger RNA. It is a transcript of the gene sec61b, whose product is annotated as SEC61 translocon subunit beta. The record is from RefSeq and is a predicted model, not a curated record. Lineage: Eukaryota; Metazoa; Chordata; Actinopteri; Scombriformes; Scombridae. The transcript is spliced from 4 exons. Gene Ontology annotation, biological process: intracellular protein transport. Gene Ontology annotation, cellular component: Sec61 translocon complex. The coding region runs from base 107 to 400 and encodes 97 amino acids.
GUUGACCACUACACACACCUACUGCCUACUGUUGCCCAUUUGACGUGGACACCGGCUAGAAGAGAGGCUCAGGGAUUCACCUCGCAUCGGGACAAAGAAAAGCAAAAUGCCUGGACCAGCAGCAAGUGCAACCAAUGUUGGGGCGUCUAGCCGUUCCCCCAGCAAGACAGUGGCUCCCCGUGCAGCAGGCUCCACAGUCAGACAGAGGAAAGCCACCAGCAGCGGUACACGCAGUGGUGGCAGGACCACAGGAUCGGCGGGUACAGGGGGCAUGUGGCGCUUCUACACUGAGGACUCGCCAGGUCUCAAAGUCGGCCCGGUGCCAGUGCUGGUGAUGAGUUUGCUCUUCAUUGCUUCAGUCUUCAUGCUGCACAUCUGGGGGAAGUACACUCGUUCUUAAGCCCCGCCUGAUGACCUCUGACCCUGCGCCUGAGCUUCUUAACAUAUUGGACCUGGACCAAACAACAAAUGAACAACCUUACCCCCCCAAAUUCCCCCUUCUUCCACAUCACUACAACUCACAAACUGGAUUUUUAUGAGAGAUCUUUUCCUUACAUGAUCUUCAUCCGUACUGAUGUUGGUUAUCCACCUACUUGCUUUUGCCCAUCCCGUGUUUUUAAGAUCUGAUGCGGUGAAGGGGGAACAGGGAGCAGGUCUUGCUAGCCCACCUCAGAUGCGAUGUCUGUGUGCGCCUCUGUCGCCGUCCCUCCAAGCAGAAGUAUCAUGUGUUCACCUCACUGCUGCCUGAAGGUUCAGUACAGUGCUCAAGGACAUUGUUGUUUUCAGGCCCCCAGCAAACAUUUCUCUUUAUUGCCUGAAUUUCUUUUUUUUUUUUUUUUUUUUGUUAACAGCAUUUGUACAAAAUAUAAUUGUAAUAUUGUACAAUAAAAAGAGUAAAAACCAAA